AACGAGUGCCAGCAAGAGUAGACGAGAGAUCGCGUUCAGAGAGAGAGAGACCUUUGGUGCGAGAUUGGGCUUCGGCCCCCAAUAGCGUUUAAGUUGAAGAACAUCCGUCAUCGCCUUGGGAGAGAGAGAGAGAGAGGGGAAGAACAGCUGAAUAACUGUUGAAGAACAAGCACGAGCAGCGAGAUCAAGAGGAGAACGAAGGAAUAGAAGUGGGAAGGGGAAAAAAUAAGUAGUUUCCCUGUAAGGAGAGGAAGGAUCGGAAGAGAGAGAGAAAAAAAAAAAGGAAGAGAAAAGUGUAUUAGUCAGUGCUCCGACUGAAGCCUAGAAGAAGAAGGCGAUAAGAAGAAGAAGGCGAGAAAAAGCAGAAGGGAAAAGCCGAGAAGCCACAAGACAAGAUGGAGGUUCUGGCCAAGUCCCUGGCUGCUGCCCCGCGACUCCUCAUGUUGUGUAAGCCUUGUGCCGCCCGGCCCCGCACGCCCGCACCCACGCCCACCCACGAGUGCCACAUGGCCCAUGACAUCUCCACCUCCUCCUCCACCACUUCCUCCACCACUUCCCUCCAACCCCAACAAAUCGAGAGUCCCUUUGCUGCUAACAAAACUAACGACUUACUCAGAGCGUGCAGCACGUGCGCCCAGCAGAUCGCGCAGGCCUCCAGCUCCCAGCACGUGUGUUCACCCGCCCACGAACUCGCGCCGGCGCUCUCCAACGGCAACGGCAGCGGCAUGGGCGGCGGGAACGGGCGUCGCCUCAACCGCCGCACCGAGCUCGACUUCGAGGAGCUGAUGGCGCUGCAGAUGGCCGGCGACAUCGCGCUCAUCGAUGUCAGGAACCCCAAGGAGCUGGAGAAGCAUGACGCCAUCCCCGGGGCCGUCAACAUCCCCCUGUGCCACUUGAAGCUCGCCCUCCAGCUGUCCGACGAGGAGUGGGCCAGGGAGUUCCAGGUCGAGAAGCCCGCCAAGUGCGACCGCAACUUAGUGUUCUACGCCCGGGGUCCCAACGCCUCGAGUGCUGCUGUGGAGAUCGCCCAUCGCCUUGGGUUUAAGAUGUCAAGGCACUACAUCGGCGGGUGGGAAGAGUACAGCAAGAAAACCGGGCAGCCUCUCACCAAGAGCCAGGACCCCAGUCCCUUCAGCAACUACUACCAGAACCAGUUUGAUCAGUACUUCCUGUAGAUACCAGGAAUGAAAAACAGAAAAGGAAAAGAUAAUAGGAAAAACAGUUCAUGAAAUAAGAAAUGAAAAAAUGUAUCUUUGAGGAGAGAAGAUAAGGAGGAAUUUGAAUUUACUCGAAAUUUAUGCUGCAUCCUUCUCAGAGCUUUAGGGUUGCCCUUGCACAUACUCAUAGAUAUGGUUAGAGGUUAUCACAUAGGCAGUCUUAUUUUUUCUAUUUACACUCACGCUUCAUCGUCAUCUUCCCGUGUCUCCUUUACUUUAAAGAUUUUGUCCAGAUGUAGACAACACUUCAGCUUUUAGAAGGAUGGAGUUAAAUUAUUAAGAGGAAAAUAAAAUGCAAAGAGAUACAGAAUGCAAGAAAAUUAAUGGAGAAACAAGGGUAUGAUUAUUUUUUUUUCGAAAGAGGAUGAUGAUCCAAUGAAUUUCAUGACAAGGAAGUGAAUGAUAAAAAACUUCUGAAAUAAAAGCACAGUCAAGAUUAUGAGAGUGCAAACCAUUCAGUAUUGAAAGAGAGAAAAACAAAAUGAAAGACGAGAAAGCACACUCGAGGAAAGUAAUACAUAGGAGAGGAAUGGAAGAAUUCAUUUUCGAACCUCUUGUUAGCGCUGACAAGAGAGCAGAGAAGCACCACAAAGAAAGGCAUUGAUAUUAAUCCCUCCCCUUCCUUAGUCUCCCAAAUGUUGUACCAGUGAACCAGUAGAUAGUUGUCGCUCUUCAAGGGUGAAAUUUCUGCUCCCUCUUCAUACCUCUUCCGAGUAGAUAGUUGCCUACCAGUAUAUGGGAACAAAGUUUCUGCUGUGUUUUACUUAGAUGUUGGGGGAUAUGUAGUCAUCAUUUGUGUGUGGAUUAAAGAGAAGGGAAAUGUAACAACAGAAAAUUGUUAGAAAGAAAUGAUAGAGAGGAUUCAUGUGCAGUACUGUAUUUGAACAGAUGAAUAAAAAAAAAAAAGGUACCUGUAGGCAGGUUGUGAUGCAGAUAAAUGUAUAUUAUACUCCUAGUAGAUCUCAAUGAAAUGUAAUGUAAUAUAUAAUCCCCAAUACUCCUGCUCUCAUUUCCAGUGUACUAGUACAGCUGUAAUGCAUAGACCUUACGAAGACUGUUAACAAUUUCCUGUUAGUCUUUUCCCCUUUGUCUGAGGUAGCCAAGAAAGCUGGUGCCAAUCUGUUCUGUUAAGUUAUUAAAUGAAUUUUUUUGUUGACAGAAUCAGAGGAGUUAAUGCUCCUUUGAUAUGAAUUAUUCCUGAGUUACAGAAAUGUGAGGUUUUGAAGAGAAAUGAUUCUUUUCAUUCUGGCUGAGGUUACUUUUUUAAUGGCUUGUGAUUUGCAUAUCUCAUAAUUCUUAUGUGUAGUUUUAUUUUUCAUCAUUUACGUUUUUUGCUUUUGUUGAUUUUCCAUCAAGAAGAAAAAAUGGAAAAUGUCAUUAUUUUUGUCUCUAAAAAGAAAAAAAAAAGUAUUACGAUAAUUUUGGUUAGUGGGGUUCUAUCACUGCACAAUUCAUAUACCCUUUCAAUGGGGUUUGCAUUAGAGCUCAUCUGUUACAGAAGUACAGGAUUGCAAAGUAUGUUGCACAUGAUGAUUGGAGCUCAAGAAAUGUGGAUGUCCCUUUACUGCAAAAAAUAGUAAUAGGAAUAUGAUGUUUGGAGAACAAGAGAGUGAGGAGAGGGUGUCACUGUGGACUCACUAAUAGGUGUAUGAAGACUUAAUGCAGAAUGUGCUACGAACUACAGCCACUGCUAUGGAAACUUUUAUUUUUAUAUACUUUAUUUUUAUCUGCUUUUACUUUUUUUUUUCCUGAGAGGAUAGGAUAGGAAUAGGGUAGGAAUGCAUACAAAAGAAGUGCUAAGGUUUGUUUAUCGGAUGGAAAGUAAUUCUGUGAUGUUUGUGCCUAAUGUAACUCCAUCUUGUAGAAAAGACAAGGGAAUCUCCAUUUUAUUACAGAUCUUUAGAAUUUUUAUACUCAAAAGCAAUUCAGAUGUAUUACCUUGUCUAUUCAGUCUUAAAAACAGAAAUAAGAGAAAAAAAAAAAAAUUAAUGACAGUUUAGUAGUCUUUCUUUUUUCUCUUUCUUUCCUACUUGUUUGUCCGUUCUUUGUCUUAGUCUUUCUUCUUCCUUUAUAAAGGAUUAAACCUUGAGGCAUGAUCCUUUCUCAUAAUCUAAUUAUAGCAAAGGAACAUGCAUCAAGGACAUUUUUAAAUCCUUGCCAAAAAAAAAAAAAGAAAAAAAAAGUAAAACUAAAAACUUCUACUGUAGAAAUUAAAAACUUUCAGAUUCGUAAUUUUGGAACAAGGAUUAACGAGGACUCUGGAACCUGCAAUUCGCUUGUUAUUUGUUUUGAGCGCAUUGUGGGUAUUUAUUGACCUCGGAGGAGCAUGCCGGGAGACGAGUCGAGUCCAGAUAUAUCAUAAAAAAGAUAAUGAUUGAAGCUACGACUUGUGUCCUGGAAAACAAAUGGAUGAGAAAUGCUUAGUUAUAUACAUUUUUUUUUUUUACAUUUUUUUUCCCAUUCACUAUCACUUACAUGCAGAUCAUUCUAGACAUAACCCCCCAAUGCUACAUUUACCCCCCAUUACAAUUAAUGACGUGUGACAAACUCACCAAGGUUGUAGAACAGCCCACAAAUGACUUAGUGUAGUUAAUAAGCUGUGAUGAUGUAAAACCUGUAUCUCAAGUCCAGAGUGAUCUGUAUUAAUAGUGAUGAUUAUCAUGAUGAUGGUAGGCUACUCAAUAAACUGUUAAUGAUAAAAAUAAAA
This is a messenger RNA of Penaeus monodon (black tiger shrimp), 3924 nucleotides long. RefSeq lists its product as uncharacterized. The transcript has 4 exons. Gene Ontology annotation, molecular function: thiosulfate-cyanide sulfurtransferase activity. The record is from RefSeq and is a predicted model, not a curated record. The coding region runs from base 396 to 1175 and encodes 259 amino acids. Gene Ontology annotation, cellular component: mitochondrion. Lineage: Eukaryota; Metazoa; Arthropoda; Malacostraca; Decapoda; Penaeidae.